GAGCGUUUCCCAGAGCGACGCCCAGGUGGUGGAUGAAGCGUCGAAUAGGGGGGGUGUGGGAGGAUCUGCGGCAAUGCGACGACGCGACGGAAGACUACUUCAAGGACAAGCUGCACAUGUCGCCAUGGGUGUUCCGGGAGAUAGCGGAAACUCUAUGGGCGUCGGGGGACACGUACGAGAGCGGGACGUGCAGCUUCGGCAUUGGCAGAAAGUCUGGGUUGGUGGCUGUGCGGGAUGUUACUUCGGCGUUGCUGAGUGCGUACCGCGACAAGAUAUCGUGGCCAACGUUGCUGCAAAAGGCGGUCGUCUUGCGCGCUUUCGCUGACAAGGGUUUCCCCAACUGCCAUGGCUGCAUCGAUUGUACCCACAUCUUCAUCGAGAAGCCAGCCAAUUGCCCCGGAGAGGACUACUACGACAAAAAACGUCGUUUCUCCGUCCAGGCUCAGGUGGUCGUCGAUCUGAACUUGUGCGUGCUGGAUGUGUUCGUCGGAUACCCGGGGAGCUGCCACGACCUGAGGAUCGUCCACCUGUCCAGUUUGUGGGCACGUGCGGAGGCAGGGGAGCUUUUCACUUGGCCACCUGUCAUGCUGCCUUUCGGUGUGCGAACGAACGGCUAUCUACUGGCCGACAGCGGUGUAUCACAGCACCCGUCGGAGAUUCGGUUUGACAACAAGCAGAAGGCGGCGAGGGGAGCAGUCGAGAGGGCUUUCGGCAGAUUGAAGGGGAUGUGGAGGUUGUUCCUUCGCUCCCACAAGACGAACAUGGAGACGUUGCCGCAGCAAUUCGUCGCCGUCUGCAUUCUGCACAACAUAGUCAUCGACGCGGGCAUCUCGUUCGACGACAAUCUGCUGUGGGAGGUCGGGCCGAACGGUGUUCGUCGGAAGGUGGACCUUGGGAUGCACCGCCCGUUGAGGCAGAUGUGUAUGGAGUCGUCGACGGGGGAUGCGCUGAUCCUGUGGGAUGCACUGGCGGAGCGAAUGGGUACGCAGUGAAGACGACCUGUCGUCGGGAGCGGGCGGUAUGCACACACACACACACACACACACACAGAGAGAGAGAGAGAGAGAGAGAGAGAGAGAGAGAGAGAGAGAGAGAGAGAGAGAGAGAGAGAGAGAGAGAGAGAGA
This is a messenger RNA of Chara braunii, 1125 nucleotides long. The record is from the annotation of a GenBank genome assembly. Lineage: Eukaryota; Viridiplantae; Streptophyta; Charophyceae; Charales; Characeae.